Molecule: messenger RNA, 3644 nt
Organism: Xiphophorus couchianus (Monterrey platyfish)
Lineage: Eukaryota; Metazoa; Chordata; Actinopteri; Cyprinodontiformes; Poeciliidae
Product: NLR family CARD domain-containing protein 3-like
Exons: 11
Coding region: 650-3241 (863 amino acids)
Biological process (GO): regulation of apoptotic process
Molecular function (GO): protein binding
Source: RefSeq, a predicted model, not a curated record
GUGACCACACCUGUGCUGUGAGAGGGGGCGGAGCCUCAGGUGGGUCGGGUUCAAGUUCUGGAGAAUCAGGUCCGGUUCUCCAGUCGCUCCGACUCGGUUUGUGUGAACAGAAGGAGAAGCAAAGAUCUGAUCAGAGUUCUUCAGUUUGGACCCCAAAGACUAGGACAAAGGCAAAUAAGAGGAACUGGGGCCUUCUUCCUGCACGGCCAGCUCGCCUACAUCUCAAAGGACCAGUAAGGCCUUGAAACAAGGAGAAGCAAGCUUCAGAGCUUAAAGUCAAGAAGCUGAGGACCGCAACUUGAAUGAGGAAAGACCAGGUACCAAUGUAUCCAAUACCUGCUGAAAACAACUGCUGCCACCUGUACGUUAUCCGUACACCCAGGCCUGCUACCUCAACAUCCAUGCAGAGAUGAAAGCUGCCUUCAUCGAUCAGUGCCGUGAGCCUCCUCCUACUGAAACACGUUCUUCUUCAUCAGGCUGGUUCUGGGGUUUGAAAUUUCAUACUCCAUCUCUCAAAGAGGAAGACAGCAGAGACGGUGAGGAUAACCUGAAAACUAAACACCUGAGCAGGAGUCCAAACACAUUUCUGGAUUCUGAUCCUAGAAUGACUGACAAUCCUUAACGGGAACAUAGAAAAAUUUGAUAAAAGAUGGCGCAGCAGCAGGAAGUCCAGCAGGAUUUUGAGGAAAAACUUUUCAAAGUUCGCAGUGAGUUUGUGAAGAGAGUUUCUGAGGAAAUCCUGAUUCAGCUCCUCGAUGACCUGGAAACAGACGGUGUCUUUAAUCUUUCGGAGAAACGGGCAAUACUUGAAGGGAACCAAAUAACAGCCAACAAGGCCCGGGAGACCAUAGAUGCUGUGAGGAUGAAAGGACAGAGAGCCUGUGAAAUGAUGAUCCAGCGUCUUCACAACAUAGAUCCUACCCUGUCCAAGCAGCUGGCUUUGUCCCCUGCUAAAGAUUAUUAUUUUCAGUGUCAACGGCAGCUUAAAGUGUAUGUGAAGACGAUGUUCCAAAGUCUUUGUGAAGGCAUCGCUGAACAUGGAAAUGAAACCCUGCUGAACCAGAUCUACACAGAGCUCCACAUCACAGAGGGGUUAACGACAGGGGUCAAUGAUGAACAUGAGGUCAGACAGAUUGAAACAGCAUGCAGGAAACAAGAAACAACAAUCAGAAGAGAAGACAUCUUUAAAGUCCCACCUGGAAGAGAUGAACCAAUCAGAAAAGUGAUGACCAUGGGAGUGGCUGGCAUUGGGAAAACACUGUUAACACAGAAGUUCACUCUGGACUGGGCUGAAGGCAAAACCCACCAGAACAUUGAUUUCAUAUUUCCAUUCACUUUCAGAGAGCUGAAUAUGUUGAAAGAAGAAAAGUUCAGCUUGGUGGAACGGAUUCAUUACCACUUUGAAGAUAUUAAAGACGCAGGAAUCCGCAGCUUUAAAAAGUUCCAGGUUCUGUUCAUCUUUGAUGGUCUGGAUGAGAGUCGACUUCCUCUGGACUUCAACAACACAAAAAUAUUAACUGACACUGAAAAGUCAACCUCACUGGAUGUUCUGCUGAUAAACCUCAUCAGGGGGAAACUGCUUCCCUCUGCUCUCCUCUGGAUAACCACACGACCUGCAGCAGCCAAUCAGAUCCCUCCUCAUUGUGUUGGCAUGGUAACAGAGGUCAGAGGGUUCACUGACCCCCAGAAGGAGGAGUACUUCAGGAAGAGAUUCAGAGAUGAUGAAGAGAAGGCCAGCAGGAUCAUCUCCCACAUCCAGAAAUCAAAAAGUCUCCACAUCAUGUGUCACAUCCCAGUUUUCUGCUGGAUCACUGCUAAAGUUCUGGAGAAUGUGAUGAAGACCAGAGAGGGAGGAGAGCUGCCCAAGACCCUGACUGAGAUGUACAUAGAGUUCCUGCUAGUUCAACUCAAAAUCAAGGAGGAAAAGUAUUUUGGAAAAGCUGAUGAAGAUCCAGAGAACAGGAAGCUGAUUGAGUCUCUAGGAAAACUGGCUUUUGAGCAGCUGCUGAAGGGAAACCUGAUCUUCUAUGACAAAGAGCUCAAACAGUGCGGCAUCAACAUCAAAGAUGCUGCGUUGUCCUCAGGAGUGUUCACUGAAAUGUUUAAAAAGGAGAGAGGGACGUGCGACAUCUCAGUCUACUCCUUUGUUCAUCUGAGCAUCCAGGAGUUUCUGGCUGCAGUCUACAUGCUCCACUGUUUCACCAGCAGGAGGAAAACAAAAGUGAUCAAGACAUUACUGGGAAAAUAUUAUUUUUCAUUUUCUUUGGAUGAGUUCAUGAAGAAAGUCAUGGAGAAAUCCCUCAGCAGUGAAAAUGGCCACCUGGACCUGUUUGUCCGCUUCCUUCAUGGUCUCACUGUGGAGUCCAACCAGAGCCUCUUAGAAGAUCUGCUGGGUCAGACAGAGAACAGUCCAGCAACCAUCCAGAGAAUCAUCACCAACCUGAAGGAGAUGAACAUUGAUAGAAUCUCUCCUGACAGAAGCAUCAACAUCUUCUACUGUCUGGUGGAGAUGAACGACGUCUCAUUUUAUCAGGAGAUCCAACGGCUGCUGGAUUCAGGGAAGCAGCUCUCAGUGACUGACUGUUCAGCUCUGGCCUUCAUGCUGCAGAUGUCAGAGGUUCUGGAUGAGUUGGACCUGGAGAAGUACAACACAUCAGAAUCAGGACGACAGAGACUGGUUCCAGCUGUGAGGAACUGCAGAAAGGCUCGACUUGGUGGCUGUUGGAUCCAAAAGGCUGAAUGUGAAGUUUUGGCCUCGGCUCUGAAGUCCAACCCAGAUCUGACUGAACUGGAAAUAAGUGACAUCAUACUGGGAGGUGAAACCUUUGGAGACUCUGAUCUGAAGCCUCUGGUUGAGAUCCUGGAGAGUUCAGUCAGUAAAGUGAAGAAACUGAGGUUGAAUCUCUGCAGUUUGCCAGAGACCAGCUGGACGUCUCUGUUCUCGACUCUGAAGUCCAACCCGACCCAUCUGAUAGAACUGGACCUGAGCGGAACCAACCUGGAAGAUUCUGGACUGAAGGAGCUCUGUGGUUUUCUACAGACUGAAGGCUGCAGACUGGAGACAUUGAAAUUGUUCAGCUGCAGUUUGUCAAAGAUCAGCUGUGAUUAUUUGGCCUCAACUCUGAAGUCCAACCCGACCCGUCUGACAGAACUGGACCUGAGAUACAACAACCUGAAGGAUUCAGAUGUUCAGCAGCUGAAGGAUCUUAAAGACUUUAAUGUUCUGAUCUCAGUAAAGUAGAAAAUGGUCUCUGUGUCCUGCUGAUCCUCAGAGGUUGAAGCUGCAGCAGUUUGAGUCUAAAGAGACUCUGACUGGAUCAUGAUGAUGACCUCUGACCUCCAAGAUUUCCCUCCUGUUUAUUUUCUCAUGUCUGAUAUUGUUUGUCUCUUUGGAUCAAUAAAGAUCCAAUUCAAACUGGGCUCCAUUUAGAGGCUUCAUGGAGUUUUGAUCUGAACUGGAUUCAACUGGAAAGUUGAUCUUUUUUCUCUCUGAUUCAUUUUCAUCCUGGAACCAGAAAUGGUCUGAGAAUGGAAACAUGGGAAUCAUUUUCAGUUCAGCUUUGAAGCCAUGAAAGACACUUCAAACCUCUUUUCUCUGCUGCUUCUUCCUUCUGCUGACAUGAAAAUGUUCCUCAAAGCUCCAC